This is a messenger RNA of Rana temporaria (common frog), 2292 nucleotides long. Its product is annotated as KIAA1191 ortholog. NCBI's taxonomy places the organism in Eukaryota, Metazoa, Chordata, Amphibia, Anura, Ranidae. Gene Ontology annotation, cellular component: cytoplasm. The record is from RefSeq and is a predicted model, not a curated record. Bases 639 to 1535 code for a protein of 298 amino acids. The transcript has 10 exons.
GCGUUGUUCCUCAGACCACGCCUCUGAAUGGGCGCAGGCGCGAUGCGUUUUAUUUCCGGUCGCCAUUCUAGAAGUGGAUAAUGGCUUGUGUACCCGGAGCGGGGAGUAGCGGUGUUUGUGUGAAUCGACUGUCACGGGAGAGGAGAGCGUCAGGCGGGUUGUGAUAUACGAGUUUCGGGGAAGAGGGAGGCCGCCAGGAAUCCUCAGUCUAUAGACAACAACCCAUUAUGACACGCACACAGGAAAGUGGAUUUUGAACAAUAGCUGGAAGAUACAAAUAGGAAUUGUCAAUCAUGUGUUUCCACCAUGCAAUCUCAUAAUCCCACCGAUCAGACUACUAUUGGAUCCAAGAACAAAUGAUUAUCACCCACUAUGGCCAAUCCACUCAGUGUGAUCUCAUCUAAAUCCAUGGAAAGGGAAGAUUUAGCUGUUCAAUUGUUUGACGAUUGAAUUAUGUUUAUUAUUACAGGCACUCUGCAUGGACGACUUCAGAGCUCCUUUCAGGGUUUCUGAUUCAAUUGCACUAUGUUUCAUCGUGGUUCCUCUCAUUCCUCAUAAUCCCUGGAUCAGCGUGGCCUGGUAACAGAAAAUAUUUUCUGGACUAUCAUAGAAUAAAGGCAGCAUCACUGUCCACAAUAAUGGCAUCAAGACAACCCGAUGUACCUGCCAUUGAGCACGGCUCUAGUGGGCUUCUAGGAAAAAUGUCCCUGCCCAUCGGGAUGCACCGUCGUGCUUUCAGUUAUGACGAUGCUCUGGAGGAUACAGCGCCGAUGACUCCACCCCCAUCAGACAUGUGUACUAACACCUUGUGGAGAAAACCAGUAAUCCCAGAACGUAAAUACCAGAAGCUGUCUAAGGUUGAGGAUGGGGAUAACAGUAUGCCCCCACCUGCCCUUCCCCACUCCUCUUCUGUUGAAAAGGCACCUGUGGUGAAGGCUAAAGCAACUUCUGUCAUCAUGAACUCCCUUUUAACAAAACAUUCACAAGAGAGUAUUCAACGCUUCGAGCAGCAGGCUGGUCUCAGGGAUGCUGGCUAUACUCCACACAAGGGUCUCACAACUGAAGAGUCCAAAUACCAUCGCGUGGCGGAGGCUCUGCAUAAGCUAAAGAUGCAAACUGGAGAAUCGAGUGAAGACAGACAAAGCUCAUCUACUCAGUCCACACCUUGUAGCACUCCAAGCUCUUCACCAAAGCAAAUGCGCAGAUCGUGGUUUAGUCAGGGUUCCACUACCUCCCUUCCAGCUGGUGAGCUUCAGGGCACAGACGCCGACAAAUGGAGCAUGUUUGCUCCUCGUGCAGUGCAAAAGUCAACCACAGAUCCAGGUGGCUUCACAGUCCAGUCUUACAAAGGUGCUCAGAAACCAACUCCAAUGGAACUUAUGCGAGCCCAGGCUAACAGAAUAACUGAUGAUCCUGUUGCACUGAAACCACCAAAAAUUGAAAUGCCUCCAUUAGUUACUGGAGAUAGCAAAACUGUCAGAGGCCACAACCUUAAACCGCGUGAAAUGAACAUUCUAACUCCCACUGGAUUCUAAGACUUGCGACUCUCUUCAUAGGAUGUUCAAGUAGUAGACACUUUCCUGUUAAAACAAACAUAUCCUUCUCCCUAUACAAAGUCAUUUUCUGGUUGUUGCUCAUGAUAUGGUCCUUUUUUAAUUUAUUAUUUUAUUUGAUAGUAGAAGGCAAAUUGCUGGUUCCUCUUUUUUCUUUACGGACAGGUCAGUCUGGAAACCGUUGUAACUAUGCAUAUUGUGGUUAGCUGUUUAUAAUUCUUCAACUAUCGUACACAAACGGUGAAUUGUGCCACAGCUUGUCAUAUCAUUAAGCCUUGACCUUCCACUCCCUUGAAAAACUUUGCAGGGAUACCCCAUUAUGUAACUUUUUUGCUUUGUUCCAGGACCAUGUCAUCUUGUACUAGGACAGCUGUAGCUUCCAGCACCAAGAUUUGUAAAUAUCACAGAAGUUGAAAUGCAAUAAGUAAAGCAUGGAAUAGCCAAUGUUGCUUGUGUCUCCUGAGCUUUGCCAGACUAAUGCAAAGUAAAUCUUGAAUGCUUAGAUUUCUAAUUUGCAGAUUCAGCAAUGGGUAUCUAUCUCAGCAGAUAGAUGAAUAUGGAUUCCUGCUUACUAUCAAACAUGGGCACAUGCAAGCUGCGUAGUAUUCUUUUUCCAUUCCGUUCUAAAUUGCACACGGAAAUUCGGUUGGAGUUAAUUUAUUCGUAUGCAUUUUGUGUGUGUGCUUAUUUGUUCUUUGUGCCUCCAUUUCUGUUUUAAAAUAAACUACAUAAGAAGUUG